Daktulosphaira vitifoliae (grape phylloxera) is the source of this 2217-nucleotide messenger RNA. RefSeq lists its product as uncharacterized. The transcript has 11 exons. The record is from RefSeq and is a predicted model, not a curated record. Lineage: Eukaryota; Metazoa; Arthropoda; Insecta; Hemiptera; Phylloxeridae. Bases 198 to 1949 code for a protein of 583 amino acids.
CCUAGGCAAUUGUAAAUGUGAAUGGUUAACUACCACAACAUUCGUAGUUAUACUUAAUUUUUAUUACUGUACAUUGUAACAUUGUGUGUUCAAAGUGAUUAGGAAUUUUUUUUUUUAUACAUUAAUCGAUCUCUAGUCAGUCUUGCCAAAAGGGGUUUUUUUAAGAACAGGAUACAGUCAAAUCGAUCACAAGCACGAUGGUCCGUCAUUUGUUGAUGACGAGCUUGUUAAUCGUCACCGUCAUACAAACGUACAAUGUGGUACAUGGUGUGGAUUACGACCGAGCUCUCUUCGUUAAGUCUGAGGAUAUACGAAAGGCUAGAGAACUACACACUAAAGUGUCACGGAUAGCCCCCAAUUCCAUGGAUCAAACUGUCGAUCAUAUACUCAUGUGGUUGCAAUCGAGAUACCAACAAAACCAAAGACAAGCUCGACAAAAUACAGAGCCACAACGACCUCGACCUUUUGUAGCCCCGCAACAAGCUCAGGAAUUUCGAGGUUAUUUGCCACCACAACCUCCACCUCAACCGGAGUUCUCAAUUCCACAACAGUUAAACCCUGCUCAACAGUCAUCUACGUCGGUAGACAACAAUCAAUUUUUUCAAGCUGUCACGACCAGUGAACCAGAGAGCCCUUCAACUGAAGAAACUACGCCCAAUUCACAAGCACCAAGUUUCUCUCAAAUACCAAAUUUCUCGCAGGCAUCGAGUUUUUCACAAGGAUCAAGUUUUACCCAGCAAACUACAACGUUUUCUAACGAACCAUCUGAAUUUCUAGCCACUAAUCCACCAUUAAAUACCAAUGCUGAAACACUUCAGACAGAUCUAACCAACGUUGUACAUCCACCCCACAUUCAUGAAAUGACUGUACAAUGUUCAAAAGAUAUGAUGACAAUCAAUGUUGAAUUCAAUAGACCGUAUGACGGUGUAAUUUAUUCAAAGGGAUUUUAUAAUAACCCAGAGUGCAGAUACGUGACCCCAAAUUCAGGUCAAACGAAAUAUUCAUUCAAAGUUAUGUUGAAUUCAUGCGGGACUCACUUUGUCGAUGAAUUCUCUUCUGGCAAACAAGCCUACCUGGAAAAUGUGUUAGUCGUACAAAACGAACCGGGCAUUCAAGAAGUAUGGGAUGUGAUUCGUUCAGUGAGAUGUUUGUGGGAAGGUAAUUUGAACAAAGCUUUAUCGAUCGCAUUGAACAUUGGUACUCUAAACCAAGAAGUGGUGACAUUUAGCGGCGAUACUGCUACCGCUAGACUCGAUAUUCAAGCUGGCAAAGGACCAUUUGCUCCAAUUGCAAACGGUUUAGUGAAAAUCGGAGAAACAAUGACUUUAGUUGUCACUGUGGAUGGCGAUCCAGGUUUCAACGUGUUAGUAAGAGAGUGCAUAGCACGUGAUAAUGAUCCAAAUUCUGGCAAUCAACUUCAGUUAACUGAUAGUCAAGGAUGCGUAGCCAAACCAAAACUUUUUGGUAGUUUCCAAACGACGACUAAUCCGGCCACAGGCUCUUUAAUAGCAUACGCGUACUUCCAAGCGUUUAAAUUCCCGGAUGUUAUGGACCUAUUGAUUGAGUGCAAUGUAGAAUUGUGUAAAGUAAACUGUCAGCCUUGUGGAAACUCUAACCAAAAAAUAGAUCCCGGUCGUCGUAGAAGGCGAGACGUACAUGGAAACAACACAGUUAACGCUAGUAAUAGCAAUGGAGAUACUGAUUCCAUGAUGUUGAUUGGACGUGUACACGUUUAUUCACCCGAUGACUUGUUAGCUGACAAUUUUAAUCAGACUGGUAUGGACCUCGUGGACCCAUUUCAGUCAUUUACAUCAACUGAUAGGACAUUAUGUAUGUCAUCAAGGAAAUUUUACUUCACAUAUUCAUUCAUGGUAGCGAUGACAUUAAUAUCAAGUGCAAUAAGUAUGACGCUUUGGAUUCGCUUACAAAGAAAAGCAUUUAAAGUUUAAUUGAAAGAUAUUAAAUUUUAUGUAAAAUAGAAUAUUUUUUUUAAACCAACAAAUGUUAUAACAUGUUAUUAAAUAUUCAUAGUCAGAAGAUUUACAAUGGAAACUAUAAAAAUUUGUUAAAAUCAUAAACAUAAAAAUUCUUAAUUAUGACUAUUUUUUUAAUAUAGUGCUAUAUUAUCUUUUAUAAUUUAUGCUUCUGUUUUAAAAACUAUAAAAAAGCAAUAAUCAUAUGUACAAUGAACCAUGUUGCUUCAUUAUCUAAUCUAAU